UACAUACAGAUCUGCUGCUUGUUUUUAUAUAUGAAGAUAUUGAAGGUAGCAUAAAUUAGGGCAAAAAUGAUGACAUCUUUACCCUACAGGAGAUCUCAUAACCCUAACAAACGCAUCUUCUUCUUCCCCAAUCUCCAUUAGAAUAUACCCACAAAAUCUCACAUAGGUCAAGCUCGAUCUGGAAUGGAUAAUCUCUGGGAGAACUUGAUCUUCCCCUCCAUUGAGUAUAAUUAUUAUCUGGGCGAUCAUCCACAACUACUCCACUACCAGAUCCCCUCGCAACAACCAAAUGAUUAUCGUCUCAUCAACAAAAUUACGUCAUAGAAGAUCCGACCAGCUGGAAUCCCAACCUUGAUAAUAUUAAUGAUUCUGGUAAGAGCUUUAAGAAGAAGAGGAAGAGAAGGGAGAUGAAGCUGCAGAGUGGUGAUGGUUAUGAUGAUAGUUGCAGAAGGGCUUUGCAUAGAGAUGUGGAGAAGCGAAGGAGGAAUCAAAUGGCUAAUCUUUAUGAAUCUCUUAGGUCCCUUCUUCCUCUUCAAUACAUCAAGGGAAAGCGGUCGGCAUCAGAUCACAUGCAAGCAUCAGUGAGCUACAUAAAAGAGCUGGAGAAGAAGGUUGAAGGGCUUCAUAAGCAAAAGAUGAUGAUGAAGACAUCAUCAAACAUGGUUGCAGUAGUGGAGAAAAGUGUGGAAGAAAAUGAAGCGAAAAGCGCAAAGUGGUGUUGGGCUAAUGAUACUUCUGUGGCGGUGAAUAAGUGUGAAGAUGGGGUGGAGAUUUUGAUGAACACUCGCCGCGCCGCCGCCACCGGCGGCGGCGGCGUAGCUUAUCCGCUCUCCAAACUGCUGGAGACACUGCUCCGGCAAGGCCUGAACGUCGUUAACUGUUGUUAUUCUCACCAGGAGGAUAGGUCGUUGCUCAGGAUUCAAUCUCAGGUAAAUGGAUGGUCUGAUGUAGAUGUAGCAGCACUGCAACAGAAAGUAGUUGAUGUGGUUAUUAAGCCCCAUUAAUUUGGCAACCAUACCUAUAUAUAGUAUAUGCAUGCAUAGAUGUUGUGGCUGGCUAGUUUCAUUGUAUUGUAGCUAAAAAAAAAAAAAAAAAGCAAAUCAAUCUUUGUUCCAAACUUAUCCAACACAUGUAUUUUUAUAUUAA
Molecule: messenger RNA, 1146 nt
Organism: Ipomoea nil (Japanese morning glory)
Lineage: Eukaryota; Viridiplantae; Streptophyta; Magnoliopsida; Solanales; Convolvulaceae
Product: transcription factor bHLH36-like
Exons: 3
Coding region: 408-1004 (198 amino acids)
Biological process (GO): regulation of transcription by RNA polymerase II
Cellular component (GO): RNA polymerase II transcription regulator complex
Molecular function (GO): protein dimerization activity; RNA polymerase II transcription regulatory region sequence-specific DNA binding; DNA-binding transcription factor activity, RNA polymerase II-specific
Source: RefSeq, a predicted model, not a curated record